This is a messenger RNA of Dunckerocampus dactyliophorus (ringed pipefish), 4654 nucleotides long. It is a transcript of the gene prickle3, whose product is annotated as prickle homolog 3. The record is from RefSeq and is a predicted model, not a curated record. Bases 1811 to 4009 code for a protein of 732 amino acids. Lineage: Eukaryota; Metazoa; Chordata; Actinopteri; Syngnathiformes; Syngnathidae. Gene Ontology annotation, molecular function: zinc ion binding. The transcript has 10 exons.
AGCAUUCUUUCUAAGAUGACACCAUGAAUCAGACUGUUAUAUUGAGUUCCAAUUGGUUGACAAGCUUGUCAUGAGUUCCCUUAUAGCUCGUGAUUGGCUUCUGACAAAGAAAGAGCUGUGGUAGCGGCACAGUGUUUAAAAGAUUAGUAAUAGUUAUAGGAGAUAUCACGAGAUUAGAACAUGGCCAUAAAUUAGCCGCACCGCUGCAUAAGCCACAGGGUUCAAAGGUUAAAAAAAAGUAGCCGCUUGUACACUGGAAAUUAUGGUAUUUUACUAUUUUAAAGAGUGCACAGAUGUGUUGUGACUUCAGUGAAGGCUAAAGAUUUAUUUGACAUUUCACCAGAGACACUGUGUUCCAGUGUGCUCUCAUCUUCCUUGAUCACAAUGACACAUGCUGCACUUCAUGUGUGACAUUUGCAGUGUAUGAUUAAUAACUGCAUGAAACAGUUAUUGCUCAUCUGGUGUGAAUCUGAUGCAGCAGUUUGGACUCAAUGCACGGCAUCUUCCAAGGCAAGCUGAUGAAGUGAUACACGUAAUAUAACAGCCGGCGCUGAGUUUUUAGCUUUUAGAGUGAAUUCACAAGUCACGUGAGCGUGCAUGUCCUCUGAGAACUGUGUGUGUCAUACUGUAGUGUCUGGCUCAUGAGUCUUUUGUUUGAGCCCACUGUCGGCAAAGGAGGAGGUUGGGAGUCGGGGGUGGCAGUGACAAUGAAAAGAGCAGUUCAAACGGAGAAAUGAGCAAAUGCACUGAAAGGCUGCUUUUAUAGAGGAGCACCACCCUGGAUGGGACAACGUCAUUAUGAUAACCGGGACUGAUUUGUCGUGAUUGCAGUGAGCCUUCUACAUCAGCCGCUCCCACAAACACACUCACCCGGUGACAGAUGUGGAGUCCAAGGAUGAGAGGGGGUGUGAUGUUAGCCUGAGCGAGAUUACCACUCUCAUCCCCCCCCCCCCGCCUUAAGCCACUGACCUCAUUUCCUGCCUGUUUGGGACACAAAUGAAGGGGCUUGCUGCCCUUAAUGGAAGUGGGAUGUUGGUAGAAUGUGUGCAAAAACAACAAGUCAUGAUCUCUUGUGCCUCAAUUUCAUCAAUGAUGGGAUUAAAAUCAAAUUUAGUCCCUGAGUGUGAAUAGUGGAACACUAAACCCUCCUUCUGUUGAACUGAUGAUUAUCAGUUUGGACCUUUCUGCAUAGUUUUUUUAAACUGCGUCUGUGUUGUUCCUAAUUCCAAUGUGAUUGCUGCUGCUGUUGUUGGGAGUCAGACUGCUGCUGCUGUUGUUGGGAGUCAAAGAAUGUGAUUAGGCUGUGUUUUACACUUCAAAAAUGGGAAUGGCAAUUUUUAAAAGAAAAAAAAAACUUUAGCUGUGGUUGAAGUUCCUUUUUGUUGCUGCAGUUGUCAUUCAUUGCCUGGUCAAAAAAAGGGUUCCGCACUCUAAUAUUUCAUUGUACCACGUUUAGCUUUGCUUACAGGAUGCGUUCACUGUGGCAUGGUAACUGCAAGCAUCUGCAAUGUCACAUUUGUUUCUGUCCUGAGUUGCAUUGUUUUUUUUGCCAAAACCUUUUAUUGAUAACUGAAGAUUUGGACCACCGUGCAAAUCUUUAGUGCGUGUGUUUUGCAGCCUUGGUACUGAUCUUAUUUUUAAAUUUCAUAUUUUGAUCAUGUACAUAUUGUCAAGGAAGAGCAAGACCAUCUGAAGUGAGCCAACAUUUCUGCCUGAGUACAACAGAAGAGCCCACCCCUUAAUUAAUUGUGUCCACAGGAAGAUCUGUGUGCACUGCAAGUGUGUGCGAGAGGAUCAUGCCGUGCGCUCAAUGCCAGGCCAGCUGGAAAAGAUGAUGACAAAGUUGGUGUCCGAUUUUCAGAGACACUCCAUCUCCGAUGACGACUCGGGCUGCGCCUCUGAGGAGUAUGCGUGGGUUCCGUCUGGACUCAAACCUGAGCAGGUUUAUCAGUAUUUCAGCUGCUUGCCAGAGGACAGGGUGCCCUAUGUGAAUAGCGCAGGGGAAAGAUACCGAAUCAAACAGUUGCUGCACCAACUUCCUGCCCACGACAGUGAGCCACAGUACUGCAACUCUCUAAAGGAGGAGGAGAAGAAGGAGUUACGUUUGUUCAGCCAACAGAGGAAACGAGACAACGUGGGCCGAGGCGUUGUCAGACUCUUCCCCGUCACCAUGACUGGAGCUGUCUGCAAGCAGUGUGGCAGAAAGAUCAACGGCGGAGACAUUGCAGUGUUUGCCAAUCGGGCGGGAAACGGCAGUUGUUGGCACCCUCAGUGUUUCCAAUGUGCCUGCUGCAGUGAACUGCUGGUUGACCUGAUAUACUUCUACCAAGACGGACAGAUCUAUUGCGGCCGUCAUCAUGCUGAGAGACUCAAGCCCCGAUGUCAAGCUUGUGAUGAGAUUAUUUUUGCGGAUGAAUGUACAGAAGCAGAAGGAAGGUUCUGGCACAUGAAGCACUUCUGCUGUUUUGAAUGUGAGGCACCAUUGGGCGGUCAGCGUUACAUCAUGAGAGAGUGUCGCCCAUACUGCUGCUCCUGCUAUGAGUCCCUGUAUGCAGAGUAUUGUGACACCUGUGGCGAACACAUUGGCAUCGACCAGAGCCAGAUGACAUAUGAGGGUCAACAUUGGCACGCAGUGGAGUUUUGUUUCUGCUGUGCUCGAUGUGGACUACCUCUGCUGGGACGCCCCUUCCUCCCUCGGAGGGGGCUUAUCUUCUGCUCCAGGUCUUGUUCACUUGGAGAGGACACCAAUAACUCCGACUCCUGUGACUCGGUACUGCAGAGUAGACCACUUCCACACAGCCGCUGCGGGGCAGCAGAGAGGCUCCAGCAACAGCAGUGUGGUUCUCCAUUACAACCAAUAGAGGGCGUCAACCCUCUUAUAAGUACUGCAAAAGACUGCAUCUAUACUGUAAUGGAAAAUAGAGGUGUCAGCUGCUCGACUCCUGUUCAAAAUGGAAUUCCGUCAUCCGGUGGUCAUCACCGAGACUCCUAUUCACCUCUCCCUCACAUUCAUCGAGGAAAUGGCCUCAGACCCUCUUGGCCUUGCAACAUUCCACAUUACAAUUUGUUGCCAGAGGGCUGUGGAAUCAAACUGCCUGUGAGUGGCCUUUUAAAUGGAAAUGUUGCACAUCCUGCCCCUAGUCUCCAUUCGAGAGGAACCUCUACUGGUGAAGACUGUCAGAACUGGGUGGAAAAGACUAAUCAAGCAAUGAAAGAUGCUCUCCAGUCAAAUGCAAACUCACACACCGACAUGUCACCUGAACCACCUCCCCUCCCACCUCCACUCCCCAUUAAGACUCGAGACCUGAUACCACAGGACUCAUCCCCUCUAAAUACGCCCCAGUCAGAGGAAAGCCUCUCCCAUUCUCCACCCAUGCUGUCUCGUAGUGGGAGAGCAAGGGUCAGCUUCAGAGAACCAAUCAGCAGCAGCUACUCUGUUGAUGAGGAAGAGGAUGAAGAGGAGAAUGGAGUAGAGCCACCUGACAAUGGGGACAGCCCUCAGGACGAAGAUGAAGUAAAAGGAGGUUUUGGAAGCAGGUCACAUCUACAGAAAGGCAUCCCACCUCAGAUGGAUCUACUAGAUGGAUCCUCUUACCACCAACGCAGUCUGCGGCGUGGAUGGAGUCGUUGCCGCGUUUCAUCUGACCCAAACCUCCACCCGACCUCAGACAGUCGCUCCCGACACGCACAGGCCGACCGCCCUCAACUGGACACUCUGGACCAUGACGAGAGAGAGAAGGAUGCCCCCUCACUGCUCCUACAGCCGGGCCGGCACAAGCACGAAGACUCCUGUUCUACGUGCUCUUCAUCUUCAGACUCGGAGCAAGAGGGCUAUUUCCUUGGACAGCCUAUACCUUUGCCUCCCCAACUUCGAAAACAUCAAGCCAACGAGGAUAAAGACACAAAAGAAGAAGAGCCAGCUCAGUGGGGACUAAGGGGCAGUAUCAGGCGGAGACAAGCUCACAGUCAUGGUGCUAAGGACAAAGAUAAAAACUGCACUGUCUCCUGAUGCAAACACUGGAAAACAUCACACUGUAGUGGCACAAGUAAUCACUGCACAUGAUUUACUGUAUGACUAAUGGAUUCCAACAAGCCACCAUUUUGCUAUUUUGUUAAGUCUUUCAUUCACAAUCAUGCAUUUGAGAAAGAAAAACUAAGGGAUGAUAUUUGAGUGGACUUAUGUACACUUGAUACCUUCAUUUGAACAUGAUGUGACAGAUUUAAGGUCAUUUAGGUCACCAUCUGUGAACAGUGUGUUUUUACAUAUAUUUUCUGAAUUUUAUUUUCAAUUUUAAAUUUAAACAAUUAUCAGUGACCCUUCGGGGAAAUAUUACUUUCACCUCUAAAGUUUUUACAGUCCAGAUAGUAUCAACCAAACACCUCAUAAAUGGGACAUUAAAUAUAUUACAUACAUGAUUAGCUUGACUGUCACUUAUAAUGAGUUCUGUAAUAUAUUACAGCGGUAAUAAAUAAUCAGUAUCUUGGAAUUUAACGUGGAACUAACUCUGGUAGUUACUCAAAAAAAAUUAAAUAAUAGCGAAAACAAUCAAUGUGUAUACAGUAUGUACAAAGGCCAACUACUGCAAAGGGUUUAAUUAUUAUUGUAUUUUGGGAGAGAUUAUAAUGAAUGUUGAAUGAGGCAGGCUUAUUUUGG